This is a messenger RNA of Ananas comosus (pineapple), 1660 nucleotides long. Its product is annotated as NAC domain-containing protein 35-like. The record is from RefSeq and is a predicted model, not a curated record. Gene Ontology annotation, biological process: regulation of DNA-templated transcription. The transcript has 3 exons. The coding region runs from base 417 to 1487 and encodes 356 amino acids. Gene Ontology annotation, molecular function: DNA binding. Lineage: Eukaryota; Viridiplantae; Streptophyta; Magnoliopsida; Poales; Bromeliaceae.
UCCUCCUCCAUUGCUUGGUCCCUUUCUCAUCUUCAACUCCCUCAAUGCACCCUCAUCUCUAUAUGCAUAUGAGAACCUCAUUUAACCCCUCCACAUAACCUUUUGCCUUAAUUACUAGUUGGAGUUAUAUACAGAAAGAUUUAUAUACUUUGAGAUAGAUUGAUGGAUCAAUUGUAAAAAGAGGUGGCAAUGUUUUCGGUAGGUGUAGUAGUCCAGUAGCAAUCUCAUUUAUUACUCUAGUACCAUUUUUCUUCUUCUUCCGGGUUGUGUAAGUUCACCCACUCAUCUUUCCUUCUUCACCACUUGCACAAAUAUUUGAGGAAGAAUUAAACCACUUGAGGGCAAAUACUUUAAAGGGUAAUCCAAAGGGUCGAAGAGCGGGCGAUCGACGAUAUAUUCUAAGAUCUCAUCGGUUUAUGGCCAUCGAGUCGGCCAUGAACGGAGAAGAGAGCAGGGGCGACGGCCACGAGAACGACCUCGUGAUGCCGGGCUUCCGGUUCCAUCCUACCGAAGAAGAGCUAAUUGAUUUCUACCUUCGGCGGAAGGUCGAGGGUAAACGCUUUAACGUGGAGCUCAUCACCUUCCUCGAUCUCUAUAGCUACGACCCGUGGGAACUUCCGGCAUUGGCAAUAAUUGGAGAUAAGGAGUGGUUCUUUUAUGUUCCUAGAGAUCGAAAGUACAGGAACGGCGAUCGACCCAACCGAGUCACUCCGACGGGUUAUUGGAAGGCGACUGGGGCCGAUCGGAUGAUUCGAGCCGAAAAUAAUCGGCAAGUUGGAUUGAAAAAGACCCUUGUUUUCUACUCUGGGAAAGCCCCUAAGGGUAUCAGGAGCACCUGGAUCAUGAAUGAGUACCGUUUGCCAAAGAGCGAAACAGAUCUGUAUCAGAAGGCCGAAAUUUCGCUAUGCCGAGUCUACAAGAGAUCCGGGAACGACGACUACUCCCAGCUCACUAGCACACUCUCUGCAAAGGCAUCUACCUCUCGAGGGAGCCUAGCCAAUAGAAAGCACCUCACAUCUCACCAUCAAGUUGUGAAUUUCGCGAUACAUGAUCAAGGUGAAAAUUCAUCGCUAAAAAUCCCCGAGAUUGCUGUGGGAAGCAAAACCAACUUGCCAACAUCUAUGCUACCAAAACCAAAAGUCUACAGAUCGACGGCCUCAGUUGCUUCAUUGAGCUCAACUACCACGACUGAAGAAGAUGGCCUUUCCUUCUACCAUUCGACGAACACGAGCGGUUUAAUCCCUCCAUACUCCCUCCUCAAUUUAUCCACUUCUACAAUGACCUCAACUCCAAUUGAUGAGCUAAAUAAGAUAGUUGGAUACGAUCAAACAUACAACAACCAACCCAACCAUUUCCAUUCAUUGACACCGCAAUCUCAGUUGCUUCCAUUUAAUUCGCUGCCUGUAUCGUUCUCGACCGUUUCAGAUAAGCUUUGGGACUGGAACCCUCUUCCGGAUGUUGGGAGGGACUAUACUAGUUUUAAGUGAUUAUCAACAAGUACCAUGAAUUAUAUAUAUAUAUAUAUAUAUAUAUGCACCUAUUAAUGGCCUCCAUUUUUAGGAUGUAUGUCUAGUAUUAUUAAAGAUUGUGCUAGUGUGUUUAAGAACUCAAGAUUGUAAUUGCAUUAACCUUUUAUGAACUUACAAUAUAGCUAGUGAUA